ACUUUGUACAAAAGGAAAAGUAGAAGAACUGAAGAGAAUAAGAGAGGAGGAUAUAAGAUAUGAGAGCAGCGAGGAGGAGCGGCUAGCUAGCGGAGUCCCCACCUGAAACUCUAACCCCUCUUUUGUCUUCUCCCUGCGAGCAAACUGCAAAGAAGACAAACCCACGCUUUGAAUUGUUCUUCAGAUCCGCUGCCAGAAAUGGUGCGCCAGAGAGAAAAAAGACUCUCCAAACAUCCUCUGAUUCGCUGAAUCCGUCUUCUGUUUCCGUUUCCGUUAUAGUAUGUGUGUGCUUGUACAAGGAAGAGCGAGUAAAUGAGGUGUAAGAAGCAUCUUGCCGAUUUCAGCAGCAGCGUCGGCGUCUGCGCUUCGUGUCUCCGGGAACGCCUUGCCGCGCUCCUCGCCACUCAGGCCGGGGAGGAAGAUCGCCGCAAAUCCGAGCCGGUUCCUCCGCCUCUGGCUUUUCCUCGCUCCGUCUCGCCCUACGUCUCUCGCCGGAAAUCGGACACCUCCGCCUCCGACCAACACCCCCGCCGCACGCUGUGGCAUCAGCGGUUUUACAGUACGCCGCAGAUUGGACCGAGUGGAGGCGUCGUCGCUGGCAAUUUGUGCGACAAGCCGAAGAGUAGGUUUUCUCUCUUCUUCCGUUUGUUCAGAUCCAAAUCGAAGGAGAUGGAUCCGGAUCCCGGCGUUUCGGAUCGGAGUGGUAGGGAUUCGUCUACGGCGUCGGUGUCCUCGCCGUCGUGGUUCUCGAGUGUGUUGUCCAGGCACCGGAGGAAGCAGUCGCGAUUUUCCUUUCCGGACGAAUCGACCGCGGGAUUGGGGCGGAGGACGGGGAGAGAACGAGAUCGGGGAAUGUCGCCGGCUAGGGUUUCGGACUGUGGCGGGGAGGGAGCUUGCCAAGAUGCAUCGAGCGGUUACUCGUCGGAGUCAUCGCAGGGGUGGAGGCAGACUCCGAUGAGGCCGGGGCCGGCAGUGCGACGCGGCGGCGUCCGGCUGAGCAGUUCACGUAAUGCGUCCGGCCUCACGUUCUGUUUCAGUCCGUUGGUGCGUGCGAGCCCCAGCCGGCACUGGAGUCAGAAAGGAAUGCCGCCGGAGACGGCAUUUUCGUCCGAGAUUAGGGCUCCGGCGAAGCCUCACCUGUCGGCGGCGGCAUCGUCCUGGGCGAACAGGUCGAGGAAACUGGCCGAUAUCGGCCGGUUCAAUCUUAACCAUUGAUUUGGACCGAUGAUGUCCCGCGACGGCGGUGAUGACUACACUUGAAAUCCGAUCCGACGCGACGUUUGAUUUGAUGUUGAAAUUUGCAUAAACAGCCUCAAUUUAUCGCCCAAAGAGUAAACAGGCAGGCUUUGCUCCGCAGCACCACGACGGAUGAUGCUCCCCGCGUACAUUACAAGCCAUACAAUCAAGUAGGCCAGCGGGUUGAAAACAAGAUCAAGCGUUGUGGUGGGGCCACGUGUAACUUAGGGCAAUCGAGACCGUCAAUAGUGUGUUGAAAAAGAAGAAAAAGACAGGGAGGAGAGAUCAUGUUGAUGGACGCUCAGGUAAAGCUGGUCAGCAGCAAUCAAUCAAGCGGUGCUGCUUUCUAGGAAAAGAGGAAAGACCGGUACGGUCGAUGGUUGUUAGAGAUAACCGUUAUGGUUUUAAAUGUUUGAGGUUGAUUUUCUUUUUCUCUCUGAUUUGUUCAUUGUUUGUUCCUGUUUUGCCUGUCGGUCUUUGCCUUUUCGUAGGUUUCCCCAAAUUCCGAUUCGAACCCGUCUUCCAACGCUUUUUUUUCUUUCUUUACUUAGAUUUAUUUUCUUUGCACUUUAUCCACACUUUCUUUCGUUU
Molecule: messenger RNA, 1827 nt
Organism: Diospyros lotus (date-plum)
Lineage: Eukaryota; Viridiplantae; Streptophyta; Magnoliopsida; Ericales; Ebenaceae
Exons: 2
Coding region: 313-1215 (300 amino acids)
Source: RefSeq, a predicted model, not a curated record